ACCCAUUUUAAAUUAAAUCGUAUCAGGUUUGCCACCUCUGACCUUUAACCCGUCAGUGAUUUGACAGCCAUUUUGUUUUGUUUCUCCGAAGAACUGAUCUUAUUUUCACGGAUUUACAGAAGUCGUAGGGACCGCUAACAUACAUAGACCUACAGGGAUGGCGGAGUUCACAUGUGUGUCUCCCCUCAAAGAGCAUCAUGUGGAACAGACUGCAAAAGAGAUUCACAUCAAAGAGGAGGAGACAGGAGACUCUGGAUGGCAACAGAAUGAACAAGAUAACAUGCUGUGCCAACAAAUGUACGGUGAAAACUUCUUAGGCAGAACCCAGCCAACCAGACAUCCUUUGAAUGAGACAGACAACAGUUGGGGACAGACAACAGAACCAAGACAGCGACAGGACAACGAAAAGGACGUUUCAAAUGGCAAAACAUGUAGUGUAAGAGCAGAAAUGGGAGAGUCCAGCUGUGAGCUUUCUACUAGAGAUGUGUGUACUGGACAUUCUGGGAAGGAGAUAGACCAUCCUGGAUACCCUGGGAAAGAGAUGGACAGUACUGAACUCCAUGAGAAUGACAGUAACAGCUUGCAGCAGGAAACAUACAAUGUGAACUUUGCCCAACCUAAUACUAAUAGUAUAUCAACCUCACAGGUAAAGGAGAGCAGAGGCAAUAUCAGAAGACAUGCAGUUAAAAACACUGUUUAUAAAACCUUCAUGUGCAGGGAGUGUGGGUACAGUACGGCUAAAAAGUCUCACUUUUCCGAGCAUGUAAGAAUCCAUACAGGAGAAAAACCCUACAAGUGUGACCAGUGCGACUAUUCGGCAGCAGGAAAGUCCACUUUGAAUCAACACUUAAGAGCAAAACACACUUUAGUAAAACCGUACAUAUGUUGGGAGUGCGGAUACAGCACGGCGAAAAGGAACCACUUAUCCCGACAUAUGAGAACACAUACAGGAGAAAAACCUUUUAAGUGUGACCAGUGUGAUUAUUCUGCAGCACAGAAAUAUUAUUUGGACGAGCAUUUAAGAAACCACACUGGUGACAAAGCCUACAUGUGUGGAGAGUGUGGAUAUAAGACAUCUCAAAGGUCAAAAUUACCUGUUCAUAUGAGAACCCAUACUGGAGAAAAGCCAUUCAAGUGUGACCAGUGUGGCUAUUCUGCUGCACAGAAAGCCAGUUUGGAAAAGCAUGUAGCAGCCAAGCACACUGUUGAAAAACCAUACAUGUGUGGGGAGUGUGGAUACAGAGCAGCUCAAAAGGUCCACUUGUCCCAACAUAUGAGAACCCAUACAGGAGAAAAACCCUUCAAGUGUGACCAGUGUGAUUAUUCUGCUGCACAAAAGACUGCAUUGGACCUACAUCUAGCAAAACACAGUGGUAAGAAACCCUACAUGUGCAGGGAGUGUGGGUACAGGACAGCUCAAAAAUCUACAUUAACCAAACACUUGAAAACCCAUUCAGGAGAAAAGCCCUACAAAUGUGACCAGUGUGACUAUUCUUCUGCGCUGAAAGGCACAUUAGAUGAGCAUCUUUUACGAAAACACACUUUUAAGAAACUCUGAAUAUAAUAUAUUGAUUUAAGGUACCGAACAACCUUGAGUGUACUAUCAAGUAAGAUGUCAGGAUAGCAGUGAUGAUAUAUUUGCCGGUUAUAGGAUUCUUUGCAACGCUGUGUUCACAGUAAUGUUGUGGGGUUUUCUAACAAUGAAGAGGCAGAUACAUUUUUAUGUUCAUAUAUGUAAAAGAUAUAGAUAGAUGGGUGUCAACAACUUCAUUGUUGAGGGGUAUGAUUUACAUGUGAAUUAAGUAGAAAAGAACGCAAGCCGGUCCCAGGUGUACCAAAGUUGAACGAGUGUAGAAAAUCCCAGAAUUUUAGGUUACAAUUAAGAUACGCAUUUAAAACAUUGCUUUUUAAAUGGAUGUCAAAUAUGGGUAGGCAAUGGGUCUAGUUGGCACAGGAGUGGGGUAAGGUUUGUCGGGAAAAGGAGGUCACUCAAAUACAAGUAUGUAUGCAAAUAUCUCCUGGUGAUUUGGGAACUGAAAAUGUUUGAGUAGGGGUUUCUGGGUUAGAACGAUUGGUAAUGUGAUGAUGCUGUUAUAAUUAACUACUGUAUGCUAGAUUUUAGCUGUUAGGCUUCGAAGUACAUUAAAUUAAGGAAAGAUGCUGAUUAUGCUCUAGGUAUAGUCGCCCCUCCCAUGUCUCUGCAAAUAUGUUAAUGAACAACUUGCAGAAAUCCAUUUAUUUAUUCUUAUUUAUCCAUGCUUAAAAUGAUCAAUAAAGCUCUAAGCAAUA
Branchiostoma floridae (Florida lancelet) is the source of this 2289-nucleotide messenger RNA. RefSeq names its product zinc finger protein OZF-like. The coding region runs from base 158 to 1558 and encodes 466 amino acids. The transcript is spliced from 2 exons. Gene Ontology annotation, molecular function: DNA-binding transcription factor activity, RNA polymerase II-specific; RNA polymerase II transcription regulatory region sequence-specific DNA binding. The record is from RefSeq and is a predicted model, not a curated record. Lineage: Eukaryota; Metazoa; Chordata; Leptocardii; Amphioxiformes; Branchiostomatidae. Gene Ontology annotation, biological process: regulation of transcription by RNA polymerase II. Gene Ontology annotation, cellular component: nucleus.